AUGUUUUCUCUUGCCCCAAGAACCUCUUUGCCUCGCUUUUCUGUCAGAUUUCUAGCUCAAUCCUUUUCCAAAAAUCAAAAGUUGCUCAAUGUUCGCAAUUACUCCUUGUCGAGAAGCUCGCAGGAAUUGAUAUCCCAAGAUGUCGAACAAGUUGAUCCUGAAAUGUACCAGAUCUUGCAAAAUGAGAAACAAAGACAAAAAAAUUCCAUAACAUUAAUUCCUUCCGAAAAUUUCACUUCAAAGGCUGUUAUGGACUUAUUAGGUUCUCCCAUGCAAAACAAAUACUCGGAAGGUUAUCCAGGCGAAAGGUAUUAUGGUGGUAAUCAAUUCAUUGAUGAUGCCGAAUCCUUAUGUCAAAAGAGAGCUCUUGAAGCAUUCGAUUUGAAUCCAGAAGAAUGGGGUGUUAAUGUCCAAUCUCUUUCUGGUGCUCCAGCUAACUUGUACGCUUACUCUGCUAUCUUAAAUGUUGGUGAUCGAUUGAUGGGUUUAGAUUUGCCCCAUGGUGGCCACUUGUCCCAUGGUUAUCAAACUCCCACAACCAAGAUAUCUUUUAUUUCAAAAUAUUUCCAAACAAUGCCUUAUAGAUUGAACGAAAAAACCGGUAUUAUCGAUUAUGACACAUUAGAGAAAACUGCUUUGUUAUUUAGACCCAAAAUCAUUGUUGCUGGUGCCUCAGCUUAUUCAAGAAUAAUUGACUAUAAAAGAGUAAAAGAAAUUGCUAAAAAGAUUGACGCCUACGUCUUAUCCGACAUGGCUCAUAUUUCUGGUUUAGUCUCUGCUAAAGUCACUGAUUCUCCAUUUCCUUACUCUGAUAUUGUAACAACAACCACUCAUAAAUCCUUAAGAGGCCCAAGAGGUGCAAUGAUUUUCUUUAGAAAAGGUAUCAGAAAGACAACUAAAAAGGGCAAAGAGAUUCCUUAUGAUUUAGAGAAAAAAAUAAAUUUCUCUGUUUUCCCUGGUCAUCAAGGUGGUCCACACAACCAUACCAUUUCUGCUUUGGCUGUUGCUUUAAAACAAACACAACAUCCUGAAUAUAAAGAAUAUCAGCAAAAAAUCAUUAAUAACGCUAAGGUAUUUGCCAAUGCUCUUAUUGAAAAGGGCUUUGAUUUAGUGUCUGGUGGUACUGAUACCCAUUUAAUUUUAAUUGAUUUAAGAUCCAAGAAAAUUGAUGGGGCAAGGUUAGAAGCUGUUUUAGAAAGAAUCAACAUUGCUGCCAAUAAAAACACAAUUCCAAGUGAUAAAUCAGCCUUAUUUCCAAAUGGUCUAAGAGUCGGUACUCCUGCUAUGACCACUAGAGGUUUUGAAGAAAAUGAAUUCUUAAAAGUCACUGAUUUCAUCAACAAAGCUGUUGAAUUAGCCAUUGAAAUUAAAAAUAAUGUCACUGGCGAUUCUCCAAAGAGUUUAUUAGCCAAUUUCAAGAUUGCUGCUGAUGAAAAUGAUAAAGUCAAACAAUUAGGGAAAGAAGUCAGCGAUUGGGUUAGUCAAUAUCCUGUUCCAGGAGAACUAUAA
Messenger RNA from Ascoidea rubescens DSM 1968, 1509 nucleotides. Its product is annotated as serine hydroxymethyltransferase. Gene Ontology annotation, cellular component: cytoplasm. Gene Ontology annotation, biological process: folic acid metabolic process; L-serine catabolic process; tetrahydrofolate interconversion. Gene Ontology annotation, molecular function: cobalt ion binding; serine binding; pyridoxal phosphate binding. NCBI's taxonomy places the organism in Eukaryota, Fungi, Ascomycota, Saccharomycetes, Ascoideales, Ascoideaceae. The transcript has a single exon. The record is from RefSeq and is a predicted model, not a curated record. The coding region runs from base 1 to 1509 and encodes 502 amino acids.